This is a messenger RNA of Exophiala spinifera, 2583 nucleotides long. RefSeq lists its product as uncharacterized. The transcript is spliced from 2 exons. Lineage: Eukaryota; Fungi; Ascomycota; Eurotiomycetes; Chaetothyriales; Herpotrichiellaceae. Gene Ontology annotation, molecular function: ubiquitin binding. Bases 1 to 2583 code for a protein of 860 amino acids. The record is from RefSeq and is a predicted model, not a curated record. Gene Ontology annotation, cellular component: cytoplasm; nucleus.
AUGGCAGAAGUCCAAGUCCGCGGCAGCGGCACAAGAGGACGAGGCGGGUUCAGAGGCGGAAGAGGCGGUUUUAGAGGCGGCCGAAAUCCGAGCAGAACACACCACAAAGCCGACAACGAACAGGAAAACGUUCCUCCCGCAUCGCUGGAAGAUCAGGGCGAAAUCGGCGAAUUCAAGAGAAAGUUCGGCGACCAAGUACCUCUCUUGAGAGAGAUUUGCCCUGGCUGGAGUGAUGAAGAUCUGGUCUAUGCGCUCAACGAAACAGAUGGCGACUUGAACGCGGCUGUGGAUCGGAUCUCCUCUGGCACGAUUUCGCAGUGGGAAACCAAGAAGAAGCAUCCAAAGACCAAGGAAGCGCCUGCUGCGUCAACUGAAACUGGAAGCAGAGGUCGUGGCCGAGGUGGCUUCGAGGGUCGCGGAAGAGGUCGAGGCGCAGAACGUGGCGCUAGAGGCGGCCGUGGUGGCAAGGCAGUCGCUCAGACAAAUGGUACUAAGGACACCAAAGCGACAGACGGCUGGGAUACUGUUACCUCAACUCAACCCGGCGACGCUUCAGGCUGGGACACCGCGCCUACGAAUGGUGAUUCUGCUACAGCGAAUGACGACUGGGCACGUGAACCGGGCAAAGACGCGUUGACAUCUCUGCAGACCGAGGAACCAAAGCCAGCAUCCGCAGCUGCCCCUUCCACUGCGAAACCUGGAGGAUGGGCUGGAUUGUUUGCGAAGCCGCCCCCGGCUCCCAAGCAGGCGCCAGCACCACCACCCCCUGCCCAGAAGCCUGAAGCACCACCUGUCGAACCCGAGAUUGUGGUCGCUCCCGAAGCUGCCCAGACAGAGCCGGCUCUACCUCCGAUCGAAGUAGCACCAAGCGAAGGUGGCCCAAGUGAACUGCCUUCCGCGCCUCAUUCGGACACCGGAAAGGAUUUGACACCCGGAAAGGAUGAGCUCACUGAGAAGAAUUUGGAGAAAUUGCCAGACACAUCGCACCCAGUCGCAUCUGUCACCGCUGCCAGCACAGUCGCGAGCACUCAAGAUCCACUUGCUGCUCAGGACAGUGCUAAGCCUGCCCUUCGACCUGGGAUGUCGGGGUAUGCAGCGACAGCGCUAAAAGCCACGACCGGAGGCAACCGAUCCGCUAGUUACGCAAGGAAGGUCAUGGAGCAGCAAGAGGCAGUCGUGAUGCCAGGACACCAAGCCGUCGAAAAGGCAGCUGUUCAGUUCGGUAAAUUGGGAUUGAAUGCACCUGAUGACGUUGAUGUCGAUGAAGAGAGGGAAGAGCCCGAAACUCGGACUCAGCUUCCGGAUGACUCCCCAGUUGCCCCGCGAGCUUCCUUGCCGCCAUCACUGCCUGAGACGCAGCAGCCCACUCCCCCAGUUCAGGCUCAAGCGAUUGUCGAGAACCAGCCCAUCACGCAGCGACAAGCUCCUGGAUUGCCGCCAGCUCCCCAGCAGCCUCAACAGCCUUCGCCUCAAUCUUCAUCGGCCUAUGCUGAUCAGUAUAGGUAUGGCCAAGGUCAGAAGUACGAUCCUUUCGGUCAGCAGACGCAGAGCGCGCAGCCGCAAAGCCAAGAGGCUUUCUCCAACCAAGUUCCAGGACAGCCCGGCGCCGCCGCUUCCCAGAACGAUUACAGCGCAUACUACGGCCGGGAUGCCUACAAUUACUACGGUGGUUAUGCCCAGGGCCACGAGGCUCAUCGUGGUGCUGCAAGCAGUUUCGGUACCACUGCUCCUGAAUCGCAAGCUCAAUAUGCGACGGCGCGUCCUCAACAAGCUAUGAGUCAGGAUGCCCAGGGAAGCGGCCAUAACACUCCGGCACCAGGUAUACCCAGUCAGCACACCCAGCCCUCUGGCCAUCUGCAAAAUCAAGGUCACGGCUACCCUGGCUAUGGUUACCCCAAUGCCUACAGUCAGCAAUAUUCUCAGUACGGUGGGAACUACAUGAAUCAAAUGAAUCAUCGUUAUGGUUCCAACCGUCCUAUGUUUGAUGAUGCGCGUCGGUCGGACAGUGAUUACUACAGCAGUCAGUACAAUUACGGUCAGGGUCACUAUGGAGGCGCAUACAAUUCCAAGAUGUAUGGUCAGCCACAACAAGGUUAUUCUUAUGAGCACUCGUCGUCCCCCGCGAACGCCACUGGAUUAGCUCGUGAAGCAGGCUACGGACGAGCCGGUUCAGUUCAGCCCGCCGAGGCACAGCCCGGUGCUACUGGUAGCACAGCAUUUGGUGGCGCUCCCGAUCCCUUUGGUCGAACUUCUUCUGGUUUUGGACAAGCCCAACAGCAUGCGGCGCACUCUGGAAAUGACGACCCGGCCAAGGCAGCUGGACCGAGCCCUUCCAUGCAGGGUGGACGUCCUGGCUCUGCGGUCAAUAAUCUCCCUGGUCAACAAGCUGGUCUUCCUCCUCCAUCUCAACACUCUAAUCAACAGGCUUUCGGUGGCUAUCCUCAGUAUGGCGGGUUUGGUAGUCACCAGAGCACUCAUCAAAACACUGGAUAUGGCAGUUACGGAUCUAACACUGGCUUCGGCACUUACGGCGGGUAUGGUGGUGGCAGAGGUUGGAAUGGCAGCUACGGAUCGGGUCAUUAG